Histoplasma mississippiense is the source of this 1035-nucleotide messenger RNA. RefSeq lists its product with no specific name. Lineage: Eukaryota; Fungi; Ascomycota; Eurotiomycetes; Onygenales; Ajellomycetaceae. The transcript is spliced from 2 exons. The record is from RefSeq and is a predicted model, not a curated record. Bases 1 to 1035 code for a protein of 344 amino acids. Gene Ontology annotation, molecular function: S-methyl-5-thioribose-1-phosphate isomerase activity.
AUGCCAGCCUCGCCCGCUAUCGUAAUUACUGAUCUGUCUACCCCACCCAUCACGUCCCCUACGUACAAGCUUGAAGUAACUGCGUACCCGGAGGCUAAGGAUGCCAUUUCGAAUGGCUUAUUGCGUUUGAGGACAGACCACAUCAGCGGGGCCAAAGACCUCACUACGACAGCAGUAUUUUCAUUGAUGUCCGGAGCGGAUGGUGACGGGGGGGAGCAGGCUGAAUCUCAAGAACGAUGUAUUAGGAUGGGUGUUGAGAGGAUGCAUGCUUAUUUGAUGGAGAGGAAUGAGGAUGCCACACGGACGCACAUUGCCGUGGCGUUACGGCAGUUUUUAUAUGAGAAAGGUUCUGUCCAGGAUCAAAGACGAGUGGUGAAGAUCUUGACCCUAAGCUCCAGUGCAACGGUUGUUAAUGCGUUGGCAACGGUGUUGGAGACGGAAAGCAAGGAGAGCGGCGAUAGAGGUUUGAAUAUUCAGUUGAAGGUCAUGGAAUCUCGGCCGGUCUGUGAAGGGGUAGACUUAGCCAAAGAGCUCGUACACCGCGCAGGAGACGUCGGGGCCACAAAUCGGCUGCAUGUAGAGAUCGCAUCGGAUUCUAUUGUUGCUAUCCUAGCAAGAGACGUUGAUGCUGUUCUACUGGGAGCUGAUCGGAUAUCUGACAAUGGCAAUGUGAGCAACAAGACUGGUAGUUUACCUGCUGUUCUUUGUGCGAAAAUGUUGUCAGAUAAGGUGUCUGUCAUCAUAUUAUUUGAUCUCGAUAAAAUUUCUACGCCGGGAGCAACGGAUACGUAUAGAGAGGAAGAGAAUGACGUACGAGAGCUGGAGUGCCUAUGGGACCAGCAUCCUGGCAGAACCGUGAAGCCGGCCUCAUGGCGCACAGUAUUGGAGGCUCCAAACGUGUACUUUGAGUGGGUCCCCGCAAAAUAUAUCGAUCGCUAUAUCUGCGAGACAGGUAUCCUAGAUCUCAACGGCAUUAGAGAGCAAUCUGAAAAGGCCCGACGUGUGGAACGACAAUUGUUUGGCUGUUUCCCCUAA